AUGCUUUAUGACGCACCACCACCCCCAACAUCCAAAGCCUCCAUCCCAGAGAAGAAGGCUCCCUCCAGAAUGAUCGCAGAAGUCAUCAAAGAGCAAGAGGGGACUUCUACGAAACAGCAGACGGGUCCCACCAAAUCUAAAUCCAAAAAGGGAAAAAAAGGGGCUGCAAAACAAACAGAGACUGACAGCAUAUUAAAGGAACUUAAGAACACUUUGAGACCCAUCAAUGACAGAGAGUUCUCCAGACCGUCCACACCUCAACGCUGCGCUCAUGAUGAACUCAUGGCCGCAAUCAGAGGCAGUAACAUCAAAAAUCUCAGAAGGGUGGAGGUUCCCAAGUAACUUCAGUAACCAGACUGUAAGACAGAACAGGAAACCCAUCUCCAGAGCAUCAUCUGCAAAAACAUUGGUAAAUACAGAUACUGUGUGCUCUUCUCGGAGUCACACCAACCUUCGGAACAAUUCUGAUUAAUGCAGGUGUUUGGUGAGAUGGCAUUAAAUGUUUGAAGAUAAUGGUACAACUGACAAAUUCUGUAAAUGUGCACUUGAGAACAACACAGGGGCAUGUUUAAUUUAAAACAACAGGGUUUUCUGUAUUGGGAAUGACCUGAAUAUUUGCACUGUAUUAAUUUUUUUUAUUGUUAUUACAAUUAGUAAUAGUGGUAGUUUCUGCUGUUGUUGUGAUUGUACUCUUGUUUUUAAAUGAAAA
Molecule: messenger RNA, 709 nt
Organism: Sinocyclocheilus rhinocerous
Lineage: Eukaryota; Metazoa; Chordata; Actinopteri; Cypriniformes; Cyprinidae
Product: leiomodin-2-like
Exons: 3
Coding region: 1-342 (113 amino acids)
Molecular function (GO): actin binding
Source: RefSeq, a predicted model, not a curated record